AUGUCAAAUUCAAACUUAAUUAUGGAUCCUGAUAAAGAAAUUGCUGAAGAUGAUUCAAGCCGUGCACGUAUCGUCGCAUUCGCAGUGCGAGAAGCCUGUGCUAUUGCUUACAAAGGACAAACUCAACAGAAUUGGGAGAGUGCUUGCAAUGUUAUAAUGCAAAAUAAUUUGCUUACUGAUAAUGAAAAGGCCACAGUAAUCGCUUUACUACAGCAACGUGCUAGUUAUAACAAAACAUAG
Messenger RNA from Cetraspora pellucida, 240 nucleotides. The record is from the annotation of a GenBank genome assembly. NCBI's taxonomy places the organism in Eukaryota, Fungi, Glomeromycota, Glomeromycetes, Diversisporales, Gigasporaceae.